CCUGGGCGCCUUUCAGGGCCUCCCUCGGAUUCCAUACCUGUUUGCCACAGUCCCCAACGCUCUGGUCUUUGUUGUGUCUUCUGCCGGCAGGUGAUCCAGUAUCAAACGGUGCGCUACGACAUUCUCCCUCUUUCCCGGAUUUCGCGAGAACGCCUGAAUCAGGUGAAGAGGAAGAUUCUGGUCCUGGAUCUGGACGAGACCCUGAUCCACUCCCAUCACGACGGGGUGCUGAGGCCCACCGUCCGGCCUGGAACCCCCCCUGACUUCAUCCUGAAGGUCGUCAUAGAUAAGCAUCCUGUCCGCUUUUUUGUACAUAAGAGGCCCCACGUUGACUUUUUUCUAGAAGUG
This is a messenger RNA of Notechis scutatus (mainland tiger snake), 348 nucleotides long. NCBI's taxonomy places the organism in Eukaryota, Metazoa, Chordata, Lepidosauria, Squamata, Elapidae. The record is from RefSeq and is a predicted model, not a curated record.